Cydia pomonella (codling moth) is the source of this 5888-nucleotide messenger RNA. RefSeq names its product neuroendocrine convertase 1-like. Gene Ontology annotation, cellular component: Golgi membrane; trans-Golgi network. NCBI's taxonomy places the organism in Eukaryota, Metazoa, Arthropoda, Insecta, Lepidoptera, Tortricidae. Gene Ontology annotation, molecular function: serine-type endopeptidase activity. The transcript is spliced from 15 exons. Bases 1500 to 3632 code for a protein of 710 amino acids. Gene Ontology annotation, biological process: protein processing. The record is from RefSeq and is a predicted model, not a curated record.
GUCUCGUAACGCAACCUACUAUUUUCUUCGAGUUCCUUCAGUUUCUAAACUGGCGUCAAAAACAGCUCCCUAUCUAUAUCUUCUAAGUUUACUAAAACAAAAUAAAAUCGUAUCAAGCUGUAAAUAAUCCAUAUGUUUGAUAUUUAAAAAUAGUUAGAGUGGUACCGUACCGUACUCAGGGGUUUCUAUGCAGAUCGGUUUUAAUAUUUACCUACUAAUAUCAUGUAACAAGUAGGUAUAUUAAUUAUCAAUCGAUUGUUUUAUUCUAGUUACAUUCGAUAGUAGGUACUUAUAGCUCAUUUGAUAAAAAACUCAAAAGGUACGCAAGUAGGUGCAAAAGAAUGCGAUCGCUCGCCUCUCGCCCUCUACCUUUUACUCAGCAUACAUAUACUCUAAGGAAUUCGUUGUGAUUGCUAUAUUCUUCGAUUGUAUCUACCUAAUGUCUAGUUUGUUUUUGAAUGUUGAAUGAAGGAGCAUUUUUUGUAUUGCAUUUUAUUGUGUUAUACCCUUAAUAUUCGAUUCCAACUGAGAAAUCUAAUAAUAUAUUAAAAUCCAGUAGGACAUCUACCUGCGGAAGCAAUUAUUUGAUUCAAAUAAUUUUGUUUCACAGCAUAGUCCGCUUCUAAAUCUUUUUUGAUGUCUUCAAACUUGUUUAUCAUGUUGAUUAACAUCGAUUUUACUCCAAUUUUAAAUGGUCCCUCCAUUAGGUACGAUUACCUAUAUGUUUUAAUAAAAUAAUUACAAAAUGUUUUAGUAGGUACUUACUUAAAUCACGAGCGGCAAUUUGAAUUGACGUAUGAAGGGCGCGCUCAGUGGAAAAAAAACAAGGUUUGGUUCGAUGUACAUUGCGGCUUUUCUUAGCGCAAUCAUUGAGUGUUGCGCUACUUCAGUUUGCUUUACAUUGCUACUGACAGACUUUGCUUGACAGACUAUAGUAUACGACAUGUUUAUUGUACACUAACAAAAUUGACAAUUCCCUGGGACUUUUAAAUCACAAAAGUUUUGGGACUAAACUGCAGUUGUUUCAUCAAACAAAUAUCCAAAUCAUUUAUUUGCUAGAAUACAGUCAAGUGGACGUUGUCAAAUACAUUUUUAAGUACUACAGUGUGUAGUGUAGCGAUAUCAUUAUCUUCAUUAGACUCUUCAACUGUAUUUAAAAUCUAUAGCCGUAGUAAUUCAGUUCUGGUUUGCAUUUAGCGACAAUAUUAUAUUUUGAUUUAACCAAUCUCAAUCUGUUUAUUGCGACGUGAACUGUAUUUUGCGAUUGAAUGCGUGCAAAGCGCAACACGCAAGCGCAUUUUCGAUUCAAUCUCAAUAUGUAGGUAUCUAAGCAGAGAAUAGACACACCGCGCACUGAAAACCAUGCGUCAAAGGACAACGCCGGACAAUACCUACUGAAUCGGCCGGAAAACAGUUCUCGCAAUUUAGUCGCGGCAGUAUUUUACUGGACGCCAACUUGAAAACAACCUAAAAAAACCAUUUAAAAAGUUAAAUAAAAAAUGUUACUAUUCCAAACUUUAUUAGUGACUAGUCUUCUAAACACCAUAUUUUCAUACAAUACUUUUGAUUAUGAGUCUGUGCGACCAGGAGAUCAUGGAUACUACGGAGUACAUGAUGGCUUGGAGCACGCUGAUAUGAUGAAUGAGUGGACUGUGGAGGUGGAUGGUGAUGAGGAGGUGGCGCAGCUGAUCGCGUUGGAGUUGGGAUACGUGUAUGGAGGACCGGUGGCCGGUUUCCCGAACACCUACUCCUUUCUAAAGUAUCGGCACAGUAAGCAGCGACGCACGUACGGCGACUCCUCGCUGGCUCUCAUCAAAGACCGGAGGAUAAGAUGGGCUGAACCAUUAUUCUCCAAGUCGCGAGUAAAACGCUACCCGACCCCGGAACCAGAUGCGUCUCUAGAGCGAGUGAAGAGGAUAGAUACUCAAGCGGAAAAGAGACAGAAGAGGGAGGUAGGCAGGCCUCUGUUCAACGAUGAAUUGUGGGGAGAAGAAUGGUAUUUGCAAGACUCGCGCAACGUACGCUCGCUGCACCACCUAGACCUGAAUGUGUUACCCGUGUACGCCAUGGGGUACACUGGCCGCGGUGUUCGCGUGUCCGUGCUCGACGACGGCGUAGAACACAACCACACCGACCUGCGUGAUAACUAUGAUCCUGAAAUCAGUUGGGAUUGCAACGACGGCGACCCGGAUCCGUCUCCAUCACAAAAAGACCUUCGGCGUAAUUCGCACGGCACCAGGUGCGCAGGAGAAAUAGCGAUGAAGGCGAACAACGUGAAAUGUGGCGUGGGCGUAGCUUGGGGGGCGAAAGUGGGCGGGGUCCGUAUGCUGGACGGGCGAAUCACGGACCGCGUCGAGGGAGAAGGAAUAGGUUACGCCUGGGACAAAGUGGAUAUCUACAGCGCGUCUUGGGGCCCUAAUGACGACGGGCGCACCGUCGAAGGACCGGGCCGUCUCGCCAUGCAGGCGUUUAAACGGGGAGUCACUCAGGGUCGUAGUGGUAAAGGCGUUAUUUACGUUUGGGCCAACGGAAACGGAGGAAUACACCAGGAUAAUUGUAACUGCGAUGGGUAUUCGUCAUCGAUCUACACAGUGUCAAUCGGCAGUGCUUCACAACAUGGCCGUUUCCCCUGGUACGGCGAGGUCUGCUCCUCUACCCUCGCCGUGGCCUACUCAUCAGGCGCUCGCAAGGAUCAGAAGAUUGCGACGACCGACACAAAUGACUCAUGCACCCUGGACCAUACAGGCACCUCAGCCGCCGCGCCUCUCGCAGCCGGCAUCAUAGCUCUCGCUUUGGAAGCCAAUUCUAAUCUAACUUGGCGAGAUGUUCAACACCUAAUCGCUUGGACUUCAGACUCCAGUACAUUAGCAGGCAACCCCGGAUGGCAAAUCAAUGACGUCGGACUUCAAUAUGACGUUCGAUUUGGCUUCGGUCUGCUCAACGCUGAAGCCCUGGUGUCUAGAGCUCUGAACUGGAUAACGGUUCCUGAGAAACACGUCUGCCACAUACCACCACAAUACAAAAUCAAUCAAAAACUAUCAUCAGGGCAACAAGUUAACAUUUAUUUUGGCGCCCACGACUGCCCAGUGAAAUACGUCGAGCACGUGGAACUCGUUAUAAACAUGCACUACAGCAAGCGCGGGGCACUUGAAGUUUAUCUGACGUCUGUACGCGGAACGAGGGUACAGCUUUUGAGCGCCCGACCGGAAGACACCUCCAAUGCUGCUUUCUCGAACUGGCCUCUCAUGUCUGUAGCUACGUGGGGAGAGAAUCCUAAAGGCGUGUGGCACGCCGUUAUAUUAGAUGAUACAAAUGAAGCUAACAUAGGAGAAGUUGGAGAAACGACAUUAAUCAUACACGGAACCAACGAGACACCGGCUCAUAUGAAACAUUUACUUAAAGAAGAUGGAAUUCCAAAUGGUGACACUGACAAUGAAAACAAUACGAAACAUUUACUUGAAGAAGCAGAGGUUACAAAUGAAGAUAUUUCUUCUAUCAAUGAAAACAUAUUUAGUAAUUUGCUAGGCGUAGAGGAUCAUAAUGUUGAAGUGGAACCGUCGCUGCUGGCAGCGGUGGAGAAGCAGCUUUUUCGGAUGCAUCACAGGAAAGUGAACAGGCCUGCUGGCUUGUAAAGUGUCAUUUUAUCCUUGAAGAGACAAACUAUUCUUAAAAUACCGACGCACAAGUAUAGUAGGUUCAGCCAACAGAGAUUUUGAAACAUCUUAGCGCUUUUUUAAAUCACAAUACGGUUACACAAUUUUUAACAAUUUAGCAAUCUAGAGGCCUUUCUCUAGUAACUUCAUCGGCACUCACAGCCAUCUCGCUCACGCUUACGCCCAGUGAGAGAGAGAAGAAUCUGAACUCACGGGGCCUUAGGUUUUCCAUGUAUAAAAAAAACUACUACUCCACUGGCUCAGUGACUCAAAAAGGAUCUUGGACUCUGACAAAAGAGAGUGCCCUAUUCUGCACCACUCCACGCCAGUUAGGUUCAGUUCAGAGUACAGGUCUUUUAGGGUUUUGUCACUCCACCGGUAUCUGGGAUCCCGGAUCCCCAGAUAUUUUUAGCACACAUAGCUAAUUAAUGUGUACUCAUAGACAGAACUGCUACUCUGAAAAGGUUGCACACUUGUAUAGACGCCAUCAGAUAUAUCGGAGCGGCCAAGGUGUUCACAAAUAUCUGAACAAGCACUUUAACGCCUUGACAUUAGAGGCGUGUUCAGAUAUUUGUGAGCACCGUGGCCGCUCCAAUAUAUCUGUUGGCGACUGUACUAUAAGCGAUAAAGAAGAAGAGUGGGGCGCGUCUUCGUGGAUGGCACAAACUUUAAAAAUGCAGCACAGGUGAAAUUAAAAGACCGCUCCGUGCAAGUUUCAAUCUCAUCACAGUUGCCGGUUUACACAUGUAAAACUUGAACCUGUACUAUGUAAAAAUACAUAAGGUACAGUCAGCAUGAAAAUUACCAGAUCAGACUACGUUUCAUAAGUAUCUACUUACCAUUCUCUAACAGCUUAACAAAAGGAGAUAUGUCAAUAUGUCUAGAACAAUUAGAUUAUAGGUAACAGAUGUUGACCUCAAACUGUAAAGAUUUAUAUCUUGUUGAAAAAGUAUUCUAAGGUAGUACGAGUAUAUACUUUUAGUGCGUUCUCUCAUCCGCUACUUACGCUGACUGUACACUUAGCUUCAAACCUAUCGUAUUAUCUCUCUCUCCCGAAAAAUCUGUCGGAUUCUUACCCAGACUAUACGAUCCGGAUUUUAAACCCCCCUAAUCAAGCGUAGACAUUAACCGAAGGAAGGUUUAAGAUUGGUUGAACCUGGUAGAACUCUAUAAAUGCAUUUAGUACCUACUUAAAUUCUGCUAAUGUUGUAAAUCACAGGCGUAUUCUGAUUUUAAUAACAGGUUAUGAAUUAGAUGACAAGAAGAUUAGUUAUGGAUCUGAUCUGUCAGUGUCAAAAGUGACAUUCCUUCAACAAAAAUGUCACUUAACUACCUACUAGUACAUCACGUCACUUAACUACUACCAGAUCAAAUUAAUAACCUGUUUUUAAAAUCAGUAUACGCCUGAAAGAUAGUAUGUUAUAUAUGAAUGUUACCCACUUACGCAAAUACCACAAAACAUAUUUGUAUGACAUGCAGUUGCAGGUAGUUUAUAAAUGAAUAAAAAAAUGUAUUUAUUUUCCUUGGAACAAGUUAUCAAGUCCAUAUUAUAUACUGUUUAUCCUUGUAUUAAUCCCCCAAAAGCCUGUUUACAGAUUGAUUAGUGUUUAAUGUGAGUUCUUAAUUUGCUACUAAUUUAGUAGCAAAUGUAAGCCUCACACAAAACACUAAUCAUUGUGUAAAUGUAAACAGGGCCUAAGGGAGUAGAAAUGAGGACUGAAUUUUAGUACGGGGUGGGUGGACCGGAGGAGGCACCAUAUGUGGCAGGGAUAGUAGCAUAUAGAUUUAUGAUAGCCGGCACUAUUGGAAAUGUACAUAUCAAUAUACACAACCUACAUAAUUGUAUAAAAUUGUAUGCCACAACCCCAAUUGUACCCAAUAAUCAAACCAUAACUAUUUAGUACGCAUAACAUUUAUAUACGUUAUAUUAUAUCUAUAAAAAAAAACAGUGUCAGAAUAAAAGAUAUUUUUAUUCGAUUAAGAAAAGACACAUUACAUUACUAAAUUAAGUGUGUCUUAAUCGAAUCAAAAAUACCACUAAUACCUAUAUCUGACCUAUAAAUCAGGUCCUUAAAUAUUAAUUAAAUAUGAUAAGAUAAACCCGAACGUUUAAUCAAUAUCCAAAACAAAUUAGGUAGGUAAGUAUAACUCAUCUAGUCGCUUAAUUAUUUAAAUAAAAAAAUAAUUUAAUGUCGUUUUUUAUUUCGCGAAUAGGAUGAAUGGGAACUUGAAAUA